AAAUUAGCUGUGGUUGAUUGUACUUCAAUAAGAAAAUUUUCGUCGUAUCUGCCGCAAUUGCAAUUGUACCGAGGCCAAAACAAAUAGCGCUUUUACGUUGCUGCCAAAGAAAAAGUGAAAAGAGAAAAUAAAUAUUGCAGAGUUUUCUGUUGAAAAACGUCAUAUUCUUGGAAGGUAUUUUAAAAAAAGUCUAAAUCCACUUUAUUCUACAUUCAUAGUUUAAAAAAAAUACACCAAUAAUUGGAAAAGCAAAAACAACUGUUUUGAAAUAUUUGAGAACGCCUCAUUAUCCGGAAAUCAAUACACGUUAGUAGUAAUGUCGUGGCAGGCUGGCCCAACGUAUCAAGACCCUAACCAGCAAUAUUAUGGCGGCUAUCCACCACAAGGCGGCUACCCACAAGGGGGAGGUUAUCCACCACAGGGUGGUUACCCGACCGCCGGGGGCUAUCCACCAACGGGAGGCUAUCCACCAGCAGGAGGCUACCCACCUGGUGGUUACGCCCCACAACCCGGCUUUGUGGUGCCUCCACCAGCGGGCGGUGGCUAUGGCGCCUACGAUGAUCCCGAAGGUCAACCAAAGAAUUUCUCUUUCGAUGAUAUGAGCAUACGCAAAGGAUUCAUUCGCAAAGUCUACAUGAUACUUAUGGGUCAAUUGGUUGUAACUUUUGGUUUUGUAGCUCUGUUUGUAUUUCAUGAACCCACCAAACAAUUUGCAUACAGAAAUCCAGCUUUGUUCUGGGUAGCGUUGGCCGUUUUGCUUGUAACAAUGAUCUGCAUGGCUUGUUGCGAGAGUGUACGCCGUCAAACUCCGAUGAAUUUCAUUUUCCUCGGUUUGUUCACAUUAGCAGAAUCGUUUUUAAUGGGAGUUUCCGCAAGCCGUUAUGCACCCAAUGAAGUACUUCUAGCAGUCGGAAUUACAGCUCUGGUUUGUUUGGCCCUAACACUAUUUGCCACCCAGACCAAAUAUGACUUUACCAUGUGCGGAGGUGUAUUAGUUGUGGCUAUGGUUAUAUUCCUUGUAUUCGGUAUUGCGGCCAUAUUCAUCAAAGGAAAAAUCAUAACACUGGUUUACGCAUCCAUUGGUGCGCUACUCUUCUCUAUUUACCUCAUUUACGACACUCAACUCAUGAUGGGCGGCGAUCAUAAGUACUCAAUUAGCCCAGAGGAAUAUAUUUUUGCUGCGCUUAAUCUGUACUUGGACAUUGUAAACAUCUUCAUGUACAUUUUGACAAUAAUAGGCGCAUCCAGAGACUAAGAGUAAAUGUAUAUAAAGCUUAUAUUGCUAAAGCAGGUGAAAAACACCAGUUCCAGAAUCAUUUUAUAUAUGUUUCCAUUUUCAAAAUUUGUUUUCUAGCAUUAUACAUGCUCACUAGUUUUUGAACUUAUAAUAUGUACGCGUAUAUGUGAAUUUUGUGAAUCUCAAAUCAAAUUAACUUCGUAAUUUAUAUUGUGCUAUGUAUAAAGCUUUUAUUAUUAUUAACCGUCA
This is a messenger RNA of Bactrocera latifrons, 1486 nucleotides long. RefSeq names its product protein lifeguard 1-like. Gene Ontology annotation, cellular component: membrane. Lineage: Eukaryota; Metazoa; Arthropoda; Insecta; Diptera; Tephritidae. The record is from RefSeq and is a predicted model, not a curated record. The transcript is spliced from 6 exons. Bases 317 to 1255 code for a protein of 312 amino acids.